CGAACACAGAACCUCAAAGACACACAGAGAUAGAAACAGAUAUGAAACAGAUAGAGCUCAAGGAUGUGCCGACAGUUCGCAUCCUGAUGUUGGGCGACAGAGGUGUGGGCAAGACUAGUUUGACCAAUUUGAUGGCCACUACGGAAAUUACGCCCACUCCAGACUCGCGAACCGUUGGCGAGGAGUCGUGGCAUGUCCAGGUGCGGUUGCAUGAGUAUUCCAAGCCGGUGAUCCUGCCGCCCACGCCCACCUGGACAACGCCCUCCUCGUCGGAGGACUCCGAGAAUUACCCGUAUAUGCGGAGUACGCCCACCACCACGAAUAUCCUGUACUUUGUCGAGUUCUACGACCUGAACAGCGAUUGGCGCAUGUGCCGCCAGCAGCGCGAAAGCUUCUAUAAGAAUAUUGACGGCAUCGUCCUCGUGUACAACAUGCUGGAACUGAGCUCCCAGGACAGCCUGCACGAUUGGCUGUACGAUCCGUUGCGACAGAUCUGCAAGCAUCGACAUCUGCGCAUCCGUUCCAUAUUGAAAAACCAUAAUGCGCCCAUUCUGGUGGUGGGCACCAACCUGGACAAGCUGAUGCGACGACCACUGCGUCGAAGGGGCAGCAUUGCCCACCAGUUAAACGUCGAGGAGAUGCUCGUCAAUUGCCUGGAUCCCCAAAGCUUUGUGGACAAGAGCCGUAAUCAGGGCAAACUGUACGGCUUCCUAAACCGCGUCAUCGAGUUCAAGGAGCAAUUUCCACUGUUAAGUUUCCGCCACUUGUGACCUUUUAUUUUUUAGUUUCCCAUCAAUUUUUUUAAUAAAAUUUAUGGAAAAAUG
Drosophila melanogaster (fruit fly) is the source of this 824-nucleotide messenger RNA. RefSeq lists its product as uncharacterized. The coding region runs from base 42 to 770 and encodes 242 amino acids. Lineage: Eukaryota; Metazoa; Arthropoda; Insecta; Diptera; Drosophilidae. The transcript has 2 exons. The record is from RefSeq and is marked reviewed.